This is a messenger RNA of Pristis pectinata (smalltooth sawfish), 3369 nucleotides long. RefSeq names its product COMM domain containing 4 (gene commd4). The record is from RefSeq and is a predicted model, not a curated record. Lineage: Eukaryota; Metazoa; Chordata; Chondrichthyes; Rhinopristiformes; Pristidae.
UGAUGCUCUGUGCCUGUGAUGCUGCUGCAGGUAAGGUUUUCACUGCACCUGUGCACACACAUGGACUUGUGCAGAUGUAAACUCGACUUUGACUUUUUCCAGCGUUUUGUUUGUGUUGAAGUUACUCGUGGUCCAGGACAUCCUGAGUGAGUUGAUGAAUCUUCCUUAAUUCUCCCCCCGGCUGCAGGCUCUGCACUGAUCCACAACCUGCAGCCCACCGCUGCUCAGGGACCUCGCCCGGCUGAUGCGGGCUUCUGCUGCCGGGCUCGCUGAUAAACUCCGGGAGCGGUGGCGCUCGGCCAGCGGACCCGCCGUCACUCCGGGAGGGCGAACGGUCGGCCAGUCCGUCAGUCAGUCUCCGGCCGUCUGUCAGCUGCCGGGCGCGGCCCGGGGUCACCGUCACCGUCACCAUGAGGUUUCGUUUCUGUGGCGACCUGGACUGUCCUGACUGGGUUCUGGCAGAGAUCAGCACCUUGGCAAAAGUAUCAUCCGUGAAGAUAAAGUUGCUCUGUGUCCAGGUACUGAGAGAUCUCCUGGGAGAAGGAAUUGAUUAUGAGAAGAUUACAAAACUAACUGCAGACGCCAAGUUUGACUCGAGUGACAUUAAAGCCACAAUUGCAGUGCACUUUGUUUUAUCAAGUGCUGCCAAAUAUGGAGUCAACGGAGAGUCGUUGUCAAGCGAAUUACAACAACUUGGUCUGCCAAAAGAACAUGCUGCUGCACUUUGUAAAUCUUAUGAAGACAAACAGACUGCCCUUCAGGACAAACUAAAGGAGAGCAGCCUGCGCCUAAACAAACUAGACUCCGUGUCAUGGAGAGUGGAUUACACUCUAAGUUCCAGUGAGCUGAAGGAGGUAAAUGAACCAAUUGUCCACCUGAAGAUUAACGUCCAGAACGUAGACACGGGUGCUGUGGAACCGACUGUGGUUUCGGUGUCGGCUGAUAAGUUCAGAGUCUUACUCACAGAACUCAAGCAAGCGCAAGCACUGAUGAAUGCCUUGAACUAAAUAACGUGGUGCAACUACGUUCAGCUUUUCCAGAAGCUGUGAUCUUGCUGGAUUGACGGGCGACUGGAAGGAAAGAGUGAAUGUCCUGAUGCAUUUAUUAAAAGAAAACAAUGACUUAUUGCUCCCUGUAGAAAAGGUUGCUUGGGUUGUGAAUCCCAGGAGACUUGAGCAUUCCAUUUAAGCACUUACACAAACAAUGCAGAAAUAUGUUUGCAAGUUCAGAGAAUUAGAAUGUGACUCUAAAUCUUAACAAAGCACUUUCUAGAGAUUUGUUUUUGUCUGAUAUAUUAGUCUUUAGCCUUGCUGUGGGAAUAUAACUGAACUACCCUAGGCUGAUAUUACAGCCUGCUUCACGUCUCUUGAAGGCUGAUUAGGUCCUUUUCAAUGGCUAAGCCCUCUGAUCUCUGAACCCAGCACUGUACAGGAUUCUUUAAGUGCAACUGCAGAUUAAAACAUUGACUGUUCCCUUAGGCUUUGCUUUAAUCCCAGUGACAUGAUGUGGAUAGUCACCUUUGCAGUAGCUCUUUAGGGCACCAUAUUAAGCAUCUUCAUUGUGGGAUUCCUCAGCACAAGGUCUGUAUCUAUAAAAAUGAAGCAGUUAGAAAUUGGAAAAAUCAUUCCAUGUCAAUAAUUGUGUCUAAGGAAUUGGGACAGUGUGAAUGGGCUCCUUGUUCAAUGCCUGUGCUGCAUAUUAAACCACCACUUUUGGGUUCCCAGUAAUGUCAACACACACUUCACUAAUUAACAAAUUUUUGAGAUUCAACCAAGUACCUAUGAUCAGAUUUCUUUUUCUACAAGAAUCUGACGCCAAUUGGAUGAUAAAGCCUUUGAACCUGUUCCUUUAGCCACUAAUCUCCCAGUGUGUGUUUACUUAGACAAAUGAGGAGGACAUCAGCUCGUCUCCAAAUGUGUUGUUUGUUUGACAGGGAAGCUGCCAAAGAAUUGAUGGCAACUUCAUAAAAUGGUAACCUCAAGAGUCAGGGUAUUGUCAGGGAGCCAGUGUGGUUCGUCCUAGCUUUGUCACAUUGCUACCCUGGUGUUUAAGUUACCUGGGAGUAAAGGAACUUUGAAAUGAACCUACAUGAUCAAGCUUGAGAAACGAUCACCAAAUUGGGCCUAAUCACUUAAAUAACUUGUGGGAAACCAGUGCACGAGAGAAAGUGAUGCAAUAAUUACGAUUUUUCCCAUCGUUUUUCAGAAAGCUAUGCUUUGGUGCAGUGUUACUAUUAUGGCUUUUGAACUCUCAUGGAAGGAUUCAAACAGAUAAAAUGGUGAUGUUUGGCUAGGUCAAUAUCUAGUUUAUGUAGAUUGCAGAACCACUUGUGUGGAAAUGGGCAACUUACUCUGUCUUGUGGUUUGGCAUCUUGUGGGCUUGAGUAUCCGGGCCAACUACAGCAAGCUUUGCUCUUCAACAGCUUGCACUGUGGCUGCUGGGUGAAGGUUUGAGUUGGACAACGACUGCUCAGAAUGAUUGCCCACUGAGUCCUUCACCUGAGUACAAAUAGUCACCGUAAUUCUUGAGGUUACACUCUCCAAAAUGAAGCAAUGUCCCACUAGCCUCAUUACGAUCCCUAAAAAUAGCCUUGAGGUUUUCCCAGAUUUGUAAGUUUUCCAUUAGUGUAAAAGCAUUUAUUUGCUGAUUUCCCAAUCAUGUCCAACACUUGAUUCUAGAUUGUGGGCUGCAUUGUAAAUGGAGCACAAGAAUUGAUAGUUCAGCCCUGUCUUUGAGUUUAAUUUGAAAUCCAUUGGGUUAGCAGCAUCUAAAAUACUUGUGCUGGUCUGAGGCAGGCAGGAGCCUAGUCUACAAAUUUCAGGAACAUGGCAACAGUGGUGCAUUGAGUUCUCUAUCUGUGGGAUGACAAGCAACCUGAACUUUGCCUUCAAAGUUUAAAACAAAAGAGAAUGUCCGUUCCAAAUCAAGAUGCACGUUGUGGGGAAUUGUUUACAUAUGUUAAAUAAAGUUGCAAAAGAAAACUCAGAAGAAAUUUAAAUUUGACUAUGUCAUUUACUUUGUAAUAUUUAUCAAUGUAUUCUGCAGAAACUCGUGUGACAGUUUGAGUGAUAUUGUACCUUUUUCUUAAUCAGGGACUUGUAACGUGCAGUAUUGUAAUUGGUAGCAUUUUUACCCAGUUGCUCCAAGUAGCGUAAUCGUAUGUUUGGGCACAGUUGAAGAUCUUUGAGUACUGCAAUUUACCAGUACGUUUAUGCUAUGUACAGAUUUGUCUUUUGGUUUUCAGCAUCUAUGCCGAGAAGCUGUUUUUUGCGGCCAAACUGGGAUUCAGGUUGAGGACCGUCCAGCUCAUUAAUGGCAACAUGUAAACAUAAAUUGUGAAAAUAAAGUUUUAAGUUUGUCAGAACUGAA